Aphis gossypii (cotton aphid) is the source of this 952-nucleotide messenger RNA. It is a transcript of the gene AP-2sigma, whose product is annotated as AP-2 complex subunit sigma. The record is from RefSeq and is a predicted model, not a curated record. The transcript has a single exon. Bases 168 to 596 code for a protein of 142 amino acids. NCBI's taxonomy places the organism in Eukaryota, Metazoa, Arthropoda, Insecta, Hemiptera, Aphididae. Gene Ontology annotation, molecular function: clathrin-cargo adaptor activity. Gene Ontology annotation, cellular component: AP-2 adaptor complex; membrane coat; intracellular membrane-bounded organelle. Gene Ontology annotation, biological process: clathrin-dependent endocytosis; intracellular protein transport.
CAAUGCAGUUGCAGUAUGUAUAUUGUAUGAACUAUGUUCACGGUUUACAGUCCAGAGUCUAUAUAACUUGGUAUUGAUUUUUAGUUGACGCGGUUUUUGGUUUUUGUUAUUUGAUUCGUUACCUACGCGUUUUGUUUCGUUAUAUUUUACUCAUAGAAUACUUCAAAAUGAUCCGUUUCAUUCUAAUACAAAACAGAGCUGGAAAAACAAGACUAGCCAAAUGGUAUAUGAACUUUGAUGAUGACGAGAAACAAAAGCUUAUCGAAGAAGUGCACGCAGUUGUAACUGUCAGAGAUGCUAAACAUACGAAUUUUGUAGAAUUCAGAAACUUCAAAAUAAUUUAUAGAAGGUACGCUGGAUUAUAUUUUUGCAUCUGCGUGGAUGUGGGCGAUAACAAUCUGUGUUAUCUGGAGGCCAUUCAUAAUUUUGUCGAAGUCCUCAACGAAUAUUUCCACAACGUUUGUGAACUAGAUCUUGUUUUCAACUUCUACAAGGUAUACACUGUGGUAGACGAAAUGUUUUUAGCUGGUGAAAUCCGGGAAACGAGUCAAACUAAAGUUUUAAAACAACUACUUAUGUUGAGUUCAUUAGAAUAAGUUUUUAUAAUAUCUACAAGCAAAUAUUUUACUUUACCAAUACACUUAUUACUAUUUAUAAUUUAUUACUCUAUACCAUAAUGUAUUCUUUUUUUAUUUAUAUACAUAAUAUAAUGCUAUUAUGAGUGUAAUUAGAAUUAAAAUAAAUUAAACCCAAUUUAUUUUCAUUCUUUUCUUAGACCUUUUUUAUGUGUGAUAAGAGAUAAUAUGAUAUCCUUAAUUUUAUCCGCCCCCCUGAGAUAGCAAAAAUGCAAAUAUCAAAUAUUAGUAUUACAAUUUUAUAAGUAUUUGGAAUAAAUUGUAAAUGUUGAAUGCAUUUUGUUAUAAAAUAAAAUGGAUGGCUAUAAAUUGUUGAA